GCGGGCCGCGGAGGUCCCGGCGCGGGCGCCGCAGCCCAUUGUGCGCCCCGCAAGGCGCGCUCUGUUGCAGAAGAGCCCCGGCCGCGAAGUGUGGACGCAUCUCUCCCGAGGCCCGGCCGCCUUGUUCGCUCUAGUCCAGCCAAGCCGGAGCACCUCGGACCAAUCCCCGGUGAUUAUGCAAGACAGCGGACCAAUCAGCUCCGCCAACUUAUGAAUAUUUAUGACCUUGGCUGAGUCAAAGCUUUGAAGCGAGUUUGGGGAGCUCGGCAGCAUCAUGCUUAGACUUUUCAAAGAGACAAACUCCAUUUUCUUAUGAAUGGAAAGUGAAAACCCCUGUUCCGCUUAAAUUGGGUUCCUUCCUGUCCUGAGAAACACAGAGACCCCCAAAAGGGAAGCAGAGGAGAGAGAGACCCACACCCAGACCCCGCGAGAAGAGAUGACCAUGACCACCAUGCCAGAAAGUCUCAACAGCCCUGUGUCGGGCAAGGCGGUGUUUAUGGAGUUUGGGCCGCCCAACCAGCAAAUGUCUCCUUCUCCCAUGUCCCACGGGCACUACUCCAUGCACUGUUUACACUCGGCGGGUCACUCGCAGUCCGACGGCGCCUACAGCUCGGCCUCGUCCUUCUCCCGACCGCUGGGCUACCCCUACGUCAACUCGGUCAGCAGCCACGCGUCCAGCCCCUACAUCAGUUCCGUGCAGUCCUACCCGGGCAGCGCCAGCCUGGCCCAGAGCCGCCUGGAGGACCCAGGGGCGGACUCCGAGAAGAGCACGGUGGUGGAAGGCGGUGAAGUUCGCUUCAAUGGCAAGGGGAAAAAGAUCCGCAAACCCAGGACAAUUUAUUCCAGUUUGCAGUUGCAGGCUUUGAACCGGAGGUUCCAGCAAACUCAGUACCUGGCUCUGCCCGAGAGGGCGGAGCUCGCGGCCUCCUUGGGACUCACGCAGACACAGGUCAAGAUCUGGUUCCAGAACAAGCGCUCCAAGUUCAAGAAGCUGAUGAAGCAGGGCGGGGCGGCUCUGGAGGGUAGUGCGUUGGCCAACGGCCGGGCCCUGUCUGCCAGCUCCCCACCUGUGCCGCCGGGCUGGAACCCCAACUCCUCGUCCGGAAAGGGCUCGGGCGGCAGCGCGGGUUCCUACAUCCCCAGCUACACUUCGUGGUACCCCUCGGCGCACCAAGAAGCUAUGCAGCAACCCCAGCUCAUGUGAGGUGGCCUGCCCGCACCCGCCCGCCUCCUUCCUGUCUCCCCCAGCCUGGCCCUUCCCGCCUCCCGGUCCAUCCACCCUGUCUGCGUGCCCUGGGUGCGAAGGAGAAGGGCCCAGAGGGAAGGAAAAAGGGACAGUAAAGGCAGGACGCCCGCCGCCUCCUAGCCCCAACCGGUCCGGCCCGGCGACUUCCCUGGCGCCCUCGGCCCGUGUUCUCGUCCCAACCCCGGCCUGCGCCUCGCGGUGACAAGGAAGAGCGGCCUCGCAGUACAGCGAGGAGACAGCCGGUGCGGCAAGACCAUCCCGCUCGACCCGACCCGCCGACCAUAGCAUUUGUGGGGCUAUCAGGAACAACAAAAGCAACGUCGAAAAAAGCAAAAGCUCUUUUCUGUCCUGUCUCUUGUCUCUUUUCGCUCUGUGUCUGUGCGCUGACGAAGUCAAGGUCCUCCUCGGUUCACCGUCCUCAUUCUUUGGCCUCUGCAAAUAGUCAUUGGAUCGAAGGGUACACAGUUCGCUGGGACGCCCAGCUCGGGAAUACUAGGAUGUUGUGUCAUUUCGGGCCUUCUUAUGGGCUCUACCUGGACACCUGUGUAGCUUGUUUGGGAACUGGGGGACAUUGGAGGGAAGGGGUUUUAUUUAUUAAAAAAUGGACUUCGCCUGAGGCUCAGAGUGCCCGCCAGUUCGCUGUUCCGCCGGGCGCGCGGAGCGCACUGUCCAAACGCACGUUUUACUUUAAACUCACCCGGACGAAUAAAGAGAACAUGGUGAUUUUUAACUUUUACAGUAACUUUUGUACUUCGCCGGUAUGGAGAGGUUGGAGCCGAGUGAUUUGCAUUUUUUACAUGUCCGUAUUAUUAAAAAAUAAUAAAAGAAAGAAAAAUGAAGCCAACAUGAUUUCUCAUCUCCGGAGGAACACGCUUGGUCGCUUUGCCUGGGCAAAGAGGAAAAUCUCUAUUCCCUCCGUGGGGAGAAAGAGAGGACUGACGGGCAGCAGAGAGAAAACAGACAGACAUGAGAGAGCUCCCUAAUCCAGUGGGCUUUAAAUUAAGACAAAAGCAGCUUUAAAACACUCCCCAGAGGCUCGACCACAGGAUAAUGCCAGUCACCACCCUGAACGCAGUCUCCAGUGCAGGAUUUGAUCGUUGUACAUAUUAUUAUUGUUAUUAAUUAUUAUUAUCUUUCUGUAAACAUGUUGCACAAGCUUAGCCUUUUUCCGUUCUGUUGUGUGUGGCUGUAAAACCCGAUGCUUUGUGAAAUGAGAAUCUUGACAUUUUACUUGUGAAAUUUGGAAAAUGUGAUCAAUUGAAAUCAACCGUGUUUUGUGUUCUCUAUGUCAAAGUUUAGUUUUAUAUUGAGAAUGUUAACUUAUUGCUUUGUAUCUUGGGGAAAAAAAAGAACUUUGUAAAUAAG
Loxodonta africana (African savanna elephant) is the source of this 2611-nucleotide messenger RNA. RefSeq names its product distal-less homeobox 1 (gene DLX1). The record is from RefSeq and is a predicted model, not a curated record. NCBI's taxonomy places the organism in Eukaryota, Metazoa, Chordata, Mammalia, Proboscidea, Elephantidae. Gene Ontology annotation, biological process: negative regulation of transcription by RNA polymerase II; cell differentiation; embryo development. The transcript is spliced from 3 exons. Gene Ontology annotation, molecular function: DNA-binding transcription factor activity, RNA polymerase II-specific; RNA polymerase II cis-regulatory region sequence-specific DNA binding. The coding region runs from base 437 to 1204 and encodes 255 amino acids.